GCUAAAGCUAAAACCAAUGCCCUUUUUCCUUUUCCCCAUCUUUCUCCCUUUCCCCUUUUUCCUCUUGGGUGGACUCAAAUACCAAGAUUGCGGUUUCCAACUAGAGUCAAUCCAAGCAACGCCAUGAGAAAGUUGAAAAGGGGAAAUUCCGCAGGAGGAUCUUCAACUAAAGUCAGCCAUUCUACUUCAUACUCCCUAUUGUUAUUAUUAUUAUCGUUCUCUGUAUCUACACGCAGUGCUCAUAUCAAAUCCCCGCCUUCUCUUCCUCUCGUUCAAUUAUAGUUGGGUUUAAUUUCUUUGACUGGAGAUCCUGAUCAGGGUCUUUGUUAUCAUUGUCUGCAUUUGGAUUUGUCUCUUGACAGCUGAGCGUUAAGCUAUGAUUUGAAAUAAAAAUUGUCUACUUCAGAGAUUGAAGACCUAAAUUCGGGGAAUACUCCAGCCAUGGAAGAUUCAUCUUCAAAGACGGUUGAAUUUCUCCGGGCACGGUUAUUAUCUGAAAGAUCGAUCUCACGUACAGCAAAACAGAGAGCUGAUGAACUGGCCAAGCGGGUUACAGAACUGGAGAAACAGCUUAAGAUUGUCUCUCUUCAAAGAAAGAAGGCUGAAAAGGCCACAGAAACUGUCCUGGCCAUUUUAGAGAACCAUGGUGUGGGUGAUGCUUCGGAUGACUUCGACUCUGUGUCUGACCAGGGUACUGCUUUGUGUGAAUCAAAUGUAUCCGAUUGUAAAGAUGAGUGCAAUGAAGAAGAAGCUUCAGUGAAAAGAAAUAUGGAGAUGAGAGGUAUUAGUGGAGAGGCCUACUCAAGCUCUGAGGUUGACUCUUCUCUACCUUUUGGUAGAAACUUGUCAUGGAAAAGUGAUAGGUCAACUCCGCAUUCUUUGUCUCGGAAGAAAUACAUGGAUUCUUCUAGAAGGUCUAGUAGCUCUGCAUCAACUGCUUCUUCAUCCAAAGUUGCUAAAUCAUGUCGCCGGAUAAGACGCAGAGAAACAAUAUCAGAUGUUGAGGAGUCACACAACGAGACAACUAUGCAAGCUACUCGGGAUAAUUCAGGAAUUACACAUGCUCAAAAUCUUCAUGGAGUGACUCGCUCUGGUACUGAGUCACCAAGAGGUGACCUUACAUGCCAUGCUGACAAUAACCAAUCAGAAUUCCCUGCUUUUCAAAUACUUGAAAAUGAAAACCAAGAAGAUAAUGGCAACGUAAGUAACCACACACAUGAAGAUGACAAAGAUAUGGAAAAAGCUUUGCAGCAUCAAUCAGAACUUAUAGGUCAAUAUGAAGCUGAGGAGAGAUUACAGAGAGAAUGGGAAGAAAAAUACACAGAGGAUUCCAACUUUGUGCCGGAUUCUUCACACGAUCUGGGAAACCAUUCAGAUGUGACCGAAGGAAGAGACAACAUCAGAGCAGUAUCUAAUGAUCAGUCUGCUAAGGUCACCAUUUGUUCUCAAGACCUUCAAGACCAUGGGAGAGUAGAUGAUGAAGAUUCUCUGUCCCCGGCGUCACUGCUAAACACAAACUGCGACAAAAUUGUUUCCCAAUCAUCCUCACCAGAAUUUGCUUUUCCCACCAUGCCCAAGGAAAAUAACCCCUCAGAGCAGACUCCAUCCUCUUAUACUUUGCAAAAGCCCGACAACACUUCAGGAAGAAAGGGCGAACUUGCUUUGGUUUUACCCGAGACGAACAAAAAUGUCAGAAAUGUCCUCGAAGCACUUGAACAAGCAAAAUUCUCACUGAGAGAGGAACUCAACAGUACCUCACAGAUACAGGGCGGCAGGCCUGUUGGUCUUUUCAGAUUACCAACAGACAUAAACUUUGAGUCAACACCUCCAAGAACAGGCUAUUCUUGUCCACCAUUAUUCAGCGUGGCCAAACAUACCCCUGAAACUGCUUCUGAUAUAUUCUCCCACGAGCAUUUCUCGGAGACUAGACGCACAGAUGCAUGGAGGCUGCCAAUGUUGGAGCCAUUUCCCAAUAUACCCUCCUCUCCCGCAAGAUUAUUGAACUCUCUUGAUCCUCGGCCAACCACGGGCCAUACAUUUCCUAAUAACCACACUCUAUUUUCUCCAAGUCGACUCUCUGCUACUGUUCCUGUCUGGGAAAACAUGUUUUCUCCUUCUAUGCGCUUCUCCCCUCAUGAUGAUCGUAUCGGACCACACACGUACAGGUAUUAAUAAUCCUGGCACUCCCUCUCCCAUCUUGGUUAUGACUUGUGACUAUUGAUUGCAGCUGAGUUGUAGAUUUAUCUAUAUGUAUGUAUGUAUAUAGUGCUGCUGUAUAAUAAGUUGGUGCUGUAUUAUCUUCUUAAAUGUGUUUUACUUUGCACCCUUGUAACGGAUAGAAAUGCAGUUUCUAAGCAGGUAAUAAAAAUAACAUAUUCAU
Messenger RNA from Cuscuta campestris, 2380 nucleotides. The record is from the annotation of a GenBank genome assembly. Lineage: Eukaryota; Viridiplantae; Streptophyta; Magnoliopsida; Solanales; Convolvulaceae.